Molecule: messenger RNA, 2645 nt
Organism: Gracilinanus agilis (Agile Gracile Mouse Opossum)
Lineage: Eukaryota; Metazoa; Chordata; Mammalia; Didelphimorphia; Didelphidae
Gene: EEFSEC
Product: eukaryotic elongation factor, selenocysteine-tRNA specific
Exons: 7
Coding region: 1-1821 (606 amino acids)
Biological process (GO): selenocysteine incorporation
Molecular function (GO): GTPase activity; GTP binding; translation elongation factor activity
Source: RefSeq, a predicted model, not a curated record
AUGGCCGGCCGGCGGGUGAACGUGAACGUGGGCGUUCUGGGCCACAUCGACAGUGGCAAGACGGCCCUGGCGCGGGCGCUGAGCACCACGGCAUCCACGGCCGCCUUCGACAAGCAGCCGCAGAGCCGCGAGCGCGGUAUCACCCUUGACCUGGGCUUCUCGUGCUUCUCGGUGCCGCUCCCGGCGCGACUGCAGCCGGGGCUGCCCCCACGCCCGCCCCCGGGGAUCGCGCCACCUGCUGCCGAAGCCGCCGCCACCUCCGCCACCGCCGAGACCCAGACCGAGGCCGAGGCCGGGCUGUUGCAGUUCACGCUGGUGGACUGCCCGGGGCACGCCUCCCUCAUCCGCACCAUCAUCGGCGGAGCCCAGAUCAUUGAUCUGAUGAUGCUAGUUAUCGAUGUGACCAAAGGGAUGCAGACUCAGUCAGCAGAAUGCUUGGUGAUUGGGCAAAUUGCUUGUCAGAAGCUAAUUGUGGUACUGAACAAGAUAGACCUCCUAGCAGAAGAGAAGAGACAGGCAGCUAUUGACAAGAUGACCAAGAAAAUGCAGAAGACACUUGAGAACACGAAGUUCCGGGGCUCGCCCAUUAUCCCUGUUGCAGCCAAGCCUGGUGGACCGGAGGCCCCAGAAACUGAAACUCCACAGGGCAUUUCAGAAUUAAUUGAGCUCCUGAAGUCACAGGCUUCCAUCCCGACUAGAGACCCUUCAGGACCUUUCCUUAUGGCUGUGGACCACUGUUUCUCCAUUAAAGGUCAAGGAACAGUGAUGACAGGGACAAUACUUUCAGGCUCAGUGAGCCUUGGUGACAGCGUGGAGAUCCCUGCCCUGAAGGUGGUGAAGAAGGUGAAGUCUAUGCAGAUGUUCCACACUCCUGUUACCUCAGCCAUGCAAGGGGAUAGAUUGGGCAUCUGUGUGACCCAGUUUGACCCAAAGCUACUGGAACGGGGGCUGGUGUGUACACCAGAAUCUCUCCAUACCAUCCAUGCUGCAAUCGUUUCUGUUAAGAAGAUUCCUUAUUUUCGAGGUGCUCUUCAGACCAAGGCAAAGUUUCAUAUAACAGUUGGUCAUGAAACAGUUAUGGGAAGGGUGAUGUUUUUCAGCCCAGCUCCUGAUGAGUUUGAUUGUGAGCCUCUGGAGGAAAGCUUCAACUUUGAAAAGGAGUAUCUGUAUCAAGAGCAGUAUUUGUCCAAGGAUUCUACCACUGUGGAAGAUGACAAGAAGAGUGACCAACCUGUAGAGAAGUGGCCAAAACAGCAGUGGGCUCUCCUGGAAUUUGAGAAGCCUGUCACCUGCCCCAAAUUAUGUCUUGUGAUUGGCUCUAAACUUGAUACUGAUAUACAUGCCAAUACUUGCCGGCUGGCUUUCCAUGGGAUGAUGCUUCAAGGGCUGGAAGAUAAGAACUAUACCGAGACUUUCCUGCCCAAGCUGAAGGUGUAUAAACUGAAACACAAGGAAGGACAUGUAGAAAGGGUAAUCGAUGAUUAUGGUGUGAUUGGUCGGUCUUUGUUUAAGAAGGAGACCAAUAUCCAGAUCUUUGUGGGGCUAAAGGUCCACUUGUCAUCAGGGGAACGUGGAGUCAUUGAAAGUGGCUUUGGUCAAAGUGGAAAGUUCAAGAUCCGGAUUCCUGAUGGACUUAACCCUGACACAAAGAAGCUUCUAACCACGACUACCACCAAGAAGAGGGCUAAAGCUGGGAAAGGAGACGUGACCAAGGAGGAUGAAGUGUGUAGCAAAACUGAUCCAGCCCAACAUAUCACCAUCAGCCUCUACUUCAAGAGAUACGUGUUUGAUGCACAGAAGAGAAUGGUUCAGUCGCCUUGAAAUGCAACCCUGUCCAAGGGGCUGGGCCCUUCUGCCAAAGAAUCUCAGGUUAUAGGGAAUUGGGUCUCUUGCUUGCCCUAACUGUGCCACUUGUAGGGACCCUCAUUCCAUGUGAUUUCCUCAACAGUUCUGAGUUGCUUCGCCCUCCAGAUGGGCAAUCCCCCUACUGAGCUGAGCUGCCUAGAAGGCUGUGGGCUAGAGGCUUCUAUACAAAUCAGGCUUCCAGCUAGUUUCUUAACUGACCUUUUGGCUGAGGCUGAGGCUCACAAGGGGUGAAAGGAAGAUAUUUGGCUUUUCUAGAGCAAACAAAUUCAUUUGUAACUGGUUCAUGUAAAUCCAUGUAAACCUUCCUAGAACACCAUUUUCUGAGCUCAGGGGAAUAGCCAACCAGAUCAGAAAGAAAAAAAGGGCACCAGGGAGAAAAAGUCCAAAGUAAAUCAGACUCUUUUGUAAAUUUCUUUCAUUUUUCACAAACUAAAAAUUUUACUAGGGACCUAGAGAAUUCCUUUUUGGAAAAAUAUCUGUCCCUUGUGUCUAGUUAAGCCCUAAGAAAUCUCUCCCAAGAGGCACCAACUUUAAGAGCUGGUGUUGGGCAGCAUGAAUCAGACCCACAUCUUCUGAUGUGACUGCAUUGUUCCUGAGUACUGCAGGCUGGGAAACCACCUUUGGGCCAUUGUUUCUGAAAUCUGCCCUCCCCCAGGUUCAUUUCUGUACCUCAGCCCAUGAACAGCAUGAGGAGGGUGGACUGUGAAGCUGAUCUCUGAAGUCCUUUCUAGCUCUGACUCCCAUGAUUUCUGGUUGGAAAUAAAUCUCGUGUCCAGGCA